This is a messenger RNA of Leptidea sinapis, 3189 nucleotides long. It is a transcript of the gene lama, whose product is annotated as putative phospholipase B-like lamina ancestor. The transcript has 11 exons. The coding region runs from base 514 to 2526 and encodes 670 amino acids. NCBI's taxonomy places the organism in Eukaryota, Metazoa, Arthropoda, Insecta, Lepidoptera, Pieridae. Gene Ontology annotation, cellular component: extracellular region. Gene Ontology annotation, molecular function: glycerophospholipase activity. The record is from RefSeq and is a predicted model, not a curated record. Gene Ontology annotation, biological process: phospholipid catabolic process.
UCAUUGAUCAUUCUGUAUUCACAUUCGUCAUUUUGAUGUAACAUAGAACGGUCGUGUUUUCACAGGGCUCAUUGUAGUUCGGACGAAAGCCCUCAAACAGUGCCUAUUCAAAUGUAGCCCAUUCGUGUUUCUCAUGCUACAGGCCAACUAAAACUACGAGAAGAAAACAAAUGAAAAUAUCAGUCUCCGUCUAAUUCUGUGACUCGACCGUCAUCACCAGCAAAGCGGCAGUUCUUCCUGAUGGGUUGAGUACGCCUACGUUCUGUGUUUGUGGUGACACCACUGACGCUGGUUAACAGUACACAAACUGAAGAAGGUGUAGAACACCAACACAUACCAACCGCAUCAGAUGCUGCCUCCGACCUUCAGCGGAGAGGAACAGUAACAGCAAGACCAGUUAACAUCAUUGAUGUUCACUCUCCCAUUGGAGAAAGUCAUCUACACCAACUGUCACUUCAUUGUUAUUAAAUUUCUUAAUAUCUACUUUAUUUUAUAAUAUUAUCUAUUCGCAAAAUGACUAAAAUACUGAAAGUCGUCGGCGCUUCGUGGCUCCAAACUAAAAUCAGUUCCUAUAUACUUGGACUCUUGGGAGUUCUCGCUAUUUUAGCACUUUUCGUUGGACAAAUCGAAAGGAUAAAAGAGGACGGAAACUAUGCAGCAACAGUGUUUUAUUCCGAAAAAACUGGCUACAGCAUUGAGUACUGGGGACAGAGUAAUGAGCUAGCUAAUAUACCGCGAGGAGUCGCCCGCGCUUACUUCCGAGGGGAAAUAGACACAGUGGGUUGGUCUCUGUUAGAAAUUGAAACUAACGGUACCUAUCCAGACGAGGUUCAAGCAUAUGCAGCAGGAAUCGUAGAAGGAGCACUAACCUGGUACCUGAUACAUAUCCACCUGGAGAAUACUAUCCGAGCGAAAUGCGAAGACCGCCCUAUUGAAAGGCAAUGUGACAAACUAAGGGACCACUUGGAUCGAUCGGCUAAUAUCUGGAAGACGUAUGCAGCCGAUAGAAGCUCUACCGACCCUUUCUGGCAUCAUGUAUCAUUGCACUACACGCAGAUCGGAGGUAUUUUCACGGGCUGGAAGCAUGGCGUUGAGAAAAGCCAGAAGGAGUAUGAAACUGACAUUUCGGACCUUUACUGGUUGAACUUUGUGUCGGAGGUUAUGGAGGUGCAGGACAAAUUGAAUAUAUCUUUGGUUGACCCCACCUUGAAUAUGUUGCCUGGUCUAUCGAGUGCCUUUGUCAGGGUUGCAGGAGAUGAUGCUGAAAAGAAACUAUUUGUCGCUCAUAAUGCGGCUGGAAGCUAUUCAACAAUGACUCGCAUAAUGAAGAGGUAUAAAUUUAAUUAUCACCUGACGUCGAAAGACCCAACGCCUGCUCCUGGAAUCACGGUAGACUUCUCUGGGUAUCCAGGAUCAGUUACCAGCCAGGAUGAGUUCUACGUCAUCAACGGAGAUGAUCACAGAAUGGCUGUUACUGGAACACCCUUAAGGAAUUUCAAUAAAAACUUGCGGAAAGACGUCAAUAUUACAGAACAGGUUCCCAUUGGUCCUCGUAUAUCAGCUGCUAAUCAUCUCGCCACCAAUGUCAGCUCUUGGGGCCACUUAAUUGCCCGCAGCAACUCCGGCACAGCGUGCAAACAGUGGUUGGUUGUGGACUUCAACAAGUUCGACAGCUUGCGUCAUAUUAAUGUAGAUGUUCAUACCGAGGACAAGAAGGAAGUUAUUAAAGAGACCAUGGUGAAUAACGAUACGAGACACACAAUAGUCCACCGGGCAGGCUCGGGUAGAACCAAGGGUCUAAUGUGGCUGAUAGAACAAAUACCAGGGCGAACCCACUCUGCUGACAUUUCCGAUGCCUUUUUAGAAAGACAAUAUUGGGCUACUUAUGGAUUACCCUACUUUAAGGAUAUAGCUGAAAUUACUUAUGUCACAAAGAUGGAAGAAUUGUAUGGAACAAUAUUCUCUAGUUCAGAGUCACCUCGAGCCAGAGCUUUCGAACGUGGUUUCAAGAAUGCGACGUCUGUGAAAAGUAUUUUGAAAUUAAUGAGAGUAAAUAAUAUAACAGCAUUGAACUCUUCGUCCGCACAUUGUGAUAACUGCUUGCUCAACAAAACUGCAUACUCUGUACUUGGUAUGAGAGGUGACAUUAUUGAAGAAUUUAAUACCCCGUAUGGAGUUAUUGAUACAAAAGUAGUAUUUGGAUCUUCCAAGGAUUCUUCAUUGCAACUCACGGGAAUAUCCAGCCCGCCUUUCACCGAAUACAACUCUACAGUACCAAUCAACAAGGGCAAUAUUGCGACCAUUUACACCGACAAAUUUGACGACGUACCAUCUCUCAACGGUCUUGAAAUACGAGAUCUCGUGCGGCAAAGACGACUGGAAGAAGAGGAAGAGGCGAUUAAAGAGCUCACAAAAGACGUCAUCAAACCUUUUAAAUGGUCAGAGAGCGAAUAUAAAGAUGAAGCACACGAAGGCCUACCCGACUUGUGGAACUUUGGACCUUUCGUUCCCAACUGGUCUUGGUGAAUCUCUGCUCUGACAAAAUAAUAAACAUAAUAAUUAUUUUUAAUGUAAUAUAGGGACUGUUUUAUACAUAAAUAAGAACCUAAUAACUGUCAAAUCUAAAUAAAAGACAUCGUGUUAAUCAAGUCAUAUAACCCCUGCCUGUUGGAUGUGUCACAAAACCUUGCCAUAUGAUUGCUUUUAAUGGCAAUUUUUGAAGAUUCUGUCUGUUGAUUACGUCACUAAAAUGGCGGAUUGUCCCUGUGCUAAUUCGCGGGCAUUAUAAUUCAAAUGACUUAAUAUGUACUUAAGCCUGUAGUGAAAUGUUUUUGUGUUAGUUAAUUUUUAAUUAUAUAGACUAUUUAUAAAUAUUGCUCGUCCGUCCUCCUAAUUGACCAAAUAUUGUCCAAAUUAGAUAAAUUUCAAAAACUUAAUUUAUACUUAAUUAUUUAUUUCUGUCAUAUUUUUUUAUUUUUAGCUAAUAAAUAGUGAUUCGUCAUAUAGCUAUGAAUUCAUCAUUCUAUUUAAAUUUUUCAGUAGAUGUUUUGUGCUAUGCUGUAAGUUAUUUUUAUUUUGUACCUGUCCUAUUUAUGUUUUAGGAAAUAUAUUUUUGCAAAUUUUGUCAAUUAAUAAGAAUGAAGUGACUUAAAGAAACAUUUUGAUCUACAAAUAAAUUGUUUCUACAAA